Babjeviella inositovora NRRL Y-12698 is the source of this 1236-nucleotide messenger RNA. RefSeq names its product lysophosphatidylcholine acyltransferase (gene TAZ1). The coding region runs from base 1 to 1236 and encodes 411 amino acids. Gene Ontology annotation, molecular function: 1-acylglycerophosphocholine O-acyltransferase activity. Gene Ontology annotation, cellular component: mitochondrial membrane. The transcript has a single exon. Lineage: Eukaryota; Fungi; Ascomycota; Pichiomycetes; Serinales. Gene Ontology annotation, biological process: cardiolipin acyl-chain remodeling; inner mitochondrial membrane organization. The record is from RefSeq and is a predicted model, not a curated record.
AUGUCUUUCCCAGCGGUUCUCGAACGUGGUGAUGAAUUCCUCUCGCAGUAUCCCAGAAACAGCAAGCUCUGGAACUACUUCUCCCAAGCCACGUGCUUAUUUGCCGUUAUUAGCUCCAAAGCUAUCGCCAACUUGCUCUACAACCCCAUGGUAGUGGGCUUAGACAAACUUGACCUCGCAUUAGCGCGGUCUGAGGCAGAGAAUCGAGGUUUGAUCACCGUGAUGAACCACAUGUCCACGUGCGACGACCCGUUUUUGUGGGGGUGUUUGCCCUUGAAGUACUUCAAGGAUAUUGACACCAUACGAUGGGGAUUAGCGGCCCAUAACGUAUGUUUCACAUCUCCAGGUCUCUCCUACUUUUUCUCUCUAGGCAAGAUUCUUUCCACUGAACGCUUUGGCUGCGGGCCAUUCCAGGGUUCCAUCGACGCCGGAAUUCGCCUCUUGUGUCCGGAGGGAACCUUCCAGGAACAGUUUGUGCCUGAUCCUCCUGCAUCGCCCUCGCUUUUACGUCGUCUUUUAGCACACACGCGCAUCCGAAAGUUGGAUCCGAUUCCGGUGAUCGACCCCCAGACCCAUUUCUACCGGCCGGACACCUUACCUUUCCGAAGAUCCAAGCCAUCGUGGAUCCACGUAUUUCCGGAGGCGUUUGUCCUCCAGUUGGAGCCGCCACACAACAACUCUAUGCGGUACUUCCACUGGGGUGUCUCGCGGAUGAUCUUGGAGCCGACGCGCGCGCCAAUUGUAUUACCCAUCUUCUCCCACGGGUUCGAGAAGCUUGUACCGGAAAAGGACGAAAACACACCGGCUCCAGAGCACUGGAUCGACCGCAUUUUCCCUAAUCGUGGGGCCGAGAUCAGAAUCACGAUUGGCGACCCUAUCGACGACAAGGUCAUCGAGAAGUACAGAGCCGAGUGGCGACGUUUGUGCCAAGAAAAGUAUGACCGUGAAAACCCGCGCGACUUAUCCACCUACUUGAAGGUUGGUAGUGUCGUUCAGGGCCUCAGAUCGCAGGUGAUGGCCGACGUCAGAGCACAUGUUGCGGGGGUGCGCGCCUCACUCGGCUACUUCAAGCCGGAAGACCCGCGGUUGGGAUCGCCGGAAUUCUGGAAACGCUUCACCCUUAGUGAGGGUGCCAGUGACCCGGAUAUCAAGUUUAUCGGUAAGAACUGGGCCAUUAGACGGUUACAGGCCCACUUGGAGGAGAGUGAGUUGAUGGCGAAGGUUGGCGGAGUUUAA